This is a messenger RNA of Peniophora sp. CBMAI 1063, 882 nucleotides long. The record is from the annotation of a GenBank genome assembly. NCBI's taxonomy places the organism in Eukaryota, Fungi, Basidiomycota, Agaricomycetes, Russulales, Peniophoraceae.
AUGGCCGAACGUCUUCAACAAGUUGCAGGGCACCUCAGCGGCAACUAUGGCCGAGGACUGCUCAACGGCGAGGUCGCCAUCAUAACUGGCGCUGGACAGGGCAUCGGUCGCAGCUGUGCUCUACUGUUCGCGAAGGAGAACGCGAAGGUCGUGGUCAGCGACCUCGAUGAGUCCAAGGCGCAACUCGUAGUAGACGAGAUCAAGGCGGCUGGAGGCGACGCAAUUGCAUUUGGCGGCGAUGUCGGCGCGGACGAUUUCCCCGAACGCAUCCUGACGGCCACUAUUGGGAAGUACGGAAAGCUAAAUCAUAUCGUUAACAAUGCUGGCUUUACCUACGACCGUAUGCUGCACACCAUGCCGGACGACGCGUGGGAUGUUAUUCAGCGAAUCCAUGUCCGCGCGCCAUUCCGCCUCAUCCGUGCAGCGGCGCCCUAUAUGCGCUUGAAGGAGACCGACAAGCGCGAGAACCGCUCCAUCAUCAACGUAUCUUCGACGUCCGGACUGCACGGCAACGUAGGUCAAGCAAACUAUGCCGCAGCUAAGUCUGCCAUCACUGGCUUCACCAAGACCAUAGCCAAGGAAUGGGGUGUAUUCGGCGUACGCGCCAACACCGUCGCCUUUGGCUAUAUUCUCACUCGACUCACUGCUGCCAAAGAGGAGGGCGCGUUCAUUGAGAUCGACGGCAAGAAGGUAGCGCUGGGUAUCCCUGGCCGCAAGCCGCCGUCUGCAGCGGACGCGUCGGCCAGUGCAAAGGCUUACCCGGAUAUCCCUCUUGCCCGCCCGGGGACGGCCGACGAGGCCGCCGCCGGCGUGCUCUUUUUGGCCUCGCCACUAGCGUCAUAUGUCAGCGGACAUACUCUCGAGGUGACGGGCGGUCGCUGA